This is a messenger RNA of Triticum dicoccoides, 2205 nucleotides long. RefSeq lists its product as uncharacterized. NCBI's taxonomy places the organism in Eukaryota, Viridiplantae, Streptophyta, Magnoliopsida, Poales, Poaceae. The transcript has 3 exons. The record is from RefSeq and is a predicted model, not a curated record. The coding region runs from base 1264 to 2007 and encodes 247 amino acids.
CACAGCCCCUGCCAUUCCCCAUCUUUCUCCACGCCGUCAUCCGCUAGAUCCCGCGCGCAGCCGACGAUAACCACCAUUACUAGGGCUCCUCCUUUCUCCCCCGCAACCAGCAAGCCUCUCGCGAGCUCGAUCUUCCUCCCCUCUCUACUCUUCCCCACAUGUCCAAGCUGUCGCGCGGCCACACCAUCACGAACGCCCGUACCACCCAUCGGCGACGAUGGGCGGCGCUGAAGCCGUUCGAGACGCGAGCUACAACCGACAAGGUAAAGAUUCAGGAGGUGUUGGAACCAACCGUCUACGGAGCUGCAACCGGCACGCGAUGAUGCUGGAACCAGUGCUUUCUGAUGUUGGAAUCGGACACGCCCUCGCCAUGCAGCGUGUUUUUUGCUGGAUCCAGCAUUUGUUUUUGUUGGAGUGGCUUUUUUGGUUGCUACAAUCGGCUUUGGUGGUUUUUGCUGCUGAGAUUGUUUUGCUGGAACCAGCGUUACAUUUUGCUGGAACAGGCUAAUUCGUUUGCUACUACAGAAGUGUUUUGCUAGUAUGAUUUUUGCUGGAACCACCAUUAAUAUUUGUUGGAACCACUAAAUCUUUUUGCUACAAUCAACUAUCGAAGUUUUUGCUAGUAUGAUUUUUGCUGAAACCAUCAUUAAUAUUUGCUGGAACCGUCAAUCUUUUUUGCUUGAAUCGAGUAUGGGAGGUUUUUCUUGCUUUAGAUUUUUGUUGGAACUACCAUUAAUUUUUGCUGGAACCGGCAAACGUUUUUGCUUCAACCAAGUACUGGAGGUUUUGUCGUUUUUGCUUCAACAAAGUACUGGAACCGGCAAGUCAAUGAUGGCGGCGAGCCGGAGACAAGGAUGCCGGGGAUUCUACAACUAUGGUGACCCCAUGCUGGAAUUCUCCUGUGUUCGAGCUGCGACCAUGACGAGCCGAGGCGAGCGUACUGGCACAAGCGACCGGCGAGCGCGGAUGGCGUGCGUGGUGGCAUGGGUGGCCGGCAAGCACAAGAAGCCGAGGACAUGUGCGGGCGGCCGGCAAGCACGAGAAUUUGACAACAAAUGAGGGCGGCCGUUGAGAGGGAUCGAGAGCCGGACGCGUCAUUGACAGAGGUGGAGAUAUGAAGAAUGGGCGAAGAAGAAGAGUAGCAUUGAGAUACGAUUGUUGUUAAACCAUUAGAAUAAUAAUAUAUGCUCCCGUUGCAACGCACGGGCAUUUACCUACUCAGUGAACUUGCUGGACAGAACAUGUGGAUGUAGGAAAUGGGGUAUGACUUCUAUGCCAUGCAAUCAUGCAGUUUCUGCAAUAGUGAAAGCUAAGUUGCAGCCAGAGGACUUUGUGGCUGAUUUCUUCAAAAAGGAAAUGUACAAAAAAGCAUUUGCACAUAUCAUAUUUCCUGUACCUGGUCCAAACCUGUGGCCAAGGACAAAAACUCAGGACAUAGAGCCUCCAGUAUUCAAAGAGAAGGUUGGGAAGCAACAAACAAAUAGGAGGAAAAAUCAGUUUGAGAAGCCAGCACCAAGAGAUACAUCUAGGAUGGCAUCUAUUACUUGCAACAGCUGCAAACUUGUAGGGCAUAGAUACAAUGUUUGCUCCAAGCCCCUCAAGCCAGCUCUUGCUAUGAGACUAAACCAGCAUCAGCCAAACAGGUCACAGGCUUCUACUUCAACAACAAAUGCAUCUACAGCUGCUGCACCACCAAGGAAGAGGCCAUCUUCAUCUAUUGCUGCACCAGCAAGGAAGAGGCCAUCUCCAUCAGCCACUGCUACUACACUUGCUGCCACUACACCUGCUACUCCUCCAAGGAGGUCUCCCAGGAUGAAAGCUACACCUGCUGCCACUACACCUGCUGCUCCUCCAAGGAGGUCUCCCAGGAAGAAAGCUACCACUGUCGGUGCAGCCUCUAGCUCGGCUGUAGGAAACAUGUCAACUUUUCAAGCUCCAAGACAGAGUGGAAGAAAAAGGACUGUUUCAUACAAGUUGAAAGAGUACUUCUAUGCUUCUGGUAACUAGAUUCCUUUGUCUUUCUUGGCUUGUGAUGCCUUUGUGUUGGCUGUGAACUACAUUAUGCCUUUGUUGGCUUUCAGAACCUAUGAUGCCAUUGUUGGCUUUGAACUAGCUUAUGCCUUGGUUGGCCUUGAACCAUUGUUGGCUGUGAGAACUUGGAUGUUUAUCUUCAAUGUUGCCUUGGAUGGAUGUGAGAACCUGAAA